GGUCUCCAAUUCGCAGCAACCUCCACGCGGUGAGACCUGGAAAAUCAUUAUUAUUUACUAUAUUAUUCAUAAUCGUAUCCUUGAUACAAUUAUAAAUUUUAUAGCGAAUAAUGUGAGCUAAUUGGCUGCGCACGCGAUUUCAAUGAUUAUUUUUUUAUUUUGUAAUUAUUAAGAUUUAUUAAUAAUUUAAAUUAUUAAUAAAUCUUUCAUUUUAACUUUUUAAUAUUAUGGUGUCUUCUGUUAGCUUUUUGCAAUUAUCAUUUGAAUUUUUAGUAUAUCGUGUAUUUAUAUAUAUUUCUUUUUCGAGAUAGGAAUUUAGUUUUUAUUUUAGCCUGUAGUAAAUUAUAUAGAAAUAGGGUUGUUUGAAGUCGGUAUUUCAGUGCGUUAGUCUCAUAGGGUAUCAUAUUUAUGUAGACUAUGAUGGUAACAUGUUAACGAUCAUAUCGACAUAUGAUAGGUAGUUAUCUGUAAAAUUUAUAUUUGAAUAAUAUAAAUUUUAACGUAAAAUUUUAUUAUUUUUUAAAUAAUUUUUACAGUUUUAUAUAUUUGUAAAUUUAUAUUAUAAUUGUAAUAAUCUUUUAAUUUUACUAAUUUCGCAAUUAAAAUAAAGUAUUUAUUUUUGAAGGGCUAGUGAUUAAUGUGUUAAAUAACGCAAUAUAUAAUGUUUAUUUUUUUUUUUUGUAAUAUUUUCAUUUUAGAAUUUUUAAUGAGCAGGACGCUAUUUUUCGAGUUCAAUUUAUAUUUUAUAUUUUCGAAAAUUUAUUUAUUCAAUAAUUUUUGUUUUAUUUUUAAUUAUUGUUUUUUUAUUUCAAUUUAUAUCUAAUAGAUGGCACCAUAAUGUUCUAUUCAUUGUUAUAUGAAUUGAAACAUGCAUCGAUUUAGUAUAUUUGUAAUUAAAAAUUAAUCAAUUCAUUUAGAAACGAUAUAAAUAUUUUUUAUGAUUGAACAUUUACUAAAGAAAAAUAUCAGUCAUAAUGUAAUCAGCGUAUAGUUAGACAUAGUCAUAGAAGUCACUAAAUCUUUUUUUCCUUUUUUUACGUAACACUUUACAAUGUAUCAAUUGAUCAAUCAAGAAACUGCUGAUUAGUGUAAACGUUAUUCAACAUUUUCGAUGACUCGCAAAUCACUUGGUUGAUAAAUACGUCAGCUCGUAGAUGUCGCGUGGCUGUUUAAAAACCCAACUCGGGUAUCCACCAGGGAGAAAGAUCACGCAACCGAUAAAACUUGCGCUUAUGGUUACUAUUAAUUAAAUUUAUGAGUCAGUGAAAAACUAUCUGACUAAGUAGAAUAAAUUACCGAUAAUAUCUAAAGAAUUAAUUGAUCAACCAAGAAGGAGAACGUUCGAAUAUGCUAAUACACGUGGCUACUUAAUUAAACAGGCGCAUACGAACCAACCAACACGUUUACAAACUUUCUUACGUAAAAUUCAUUUUCAUAAAUGUUACGUGAUAUCAAAUGUUUUCUCAAACAAUUUUUUUUCCAGGAUUUCUAACCUUCGUUUUCUCAACAGAAGAAAAUUUGAGAAUGCAGAAAAAAAGAGAAAAAACAAAAAAAUUCGAACGAAAGACACGAAAGAAGAACGCAAAAAGGAUUAUCAAUUCGUCUCGUUGAAAAAUAUUUCGAUCGAUCGUGGCACAAACGGUCAAAUUUCUGUGCAAUCGUUCCGAUUCGCACGCGUAUAGGAUACGCGUGUGGUGGAUUCAAGGCGGAGCACCGGUAGUAUAUCGUUAUAUCGGUGCGGUGUAUAUAUCGGAUUAUUCGCUAUGCUAGUGGACGUGUCAUGUGCGCGCGGCGUAAAGUGAGCAGCUUGGCACUUGCAGUUGCAGCCUUUAGGUUUGAAUAAGGGGAGGAGCCUUGCUGCAUUUCCAACGCAAUUAUCCCCAUUCUACCACGGCUUCCAUUCCUGUUUCAUAUCCUCUGUCUCCCUCCAUCGAGUGCACACAAUGCGCCGCCAUCUUGGUCGCGUGCAUUCCUCCGUUUUCUCGAUUUUUUUCCCUCCUGUUUCUGGCUACUUCUCUUUUCUUCUCUCUUUUUUUUUUCUUCUUCUUUUGCUCUCCUCCCGCAGACCAGUCCCAGUCCGACGGGAACCCGUCGGAUUCGUCGGUUGCAACCCAUUCGCAAAUUGUAUCCGCUUCUUCGUUGAAUUUCUAUGAUCACGGAGGUGUCGCUCGAACUUGGUCGCACUUGCAGAUUGGCUUUCGUUUCCAGUUCCGCUCGUAUUAUUCUUCACGAUCGUUUCUUUUUGACUGGUUUAUCCGUGUUUGAAUUGGGAAGAGAUUUAGAUCGUAUUGAUCCAUCGAUGGAUGAAUUCACUGAAUCCCUGAGAACCGUGAAUUACGAGGAAUUAGAAAAUUUAUCGCCUCUACGUUCUCGAAAUCUUCUUUAAACGAUAUGUUAAAUUCGUAUAACUUGAGAUGUAAUAGCGUCUCAAUGAUAAUUCCAUAAUUUAGAUUUCGUAUAGCGGUACGAAAGAGGAAAAAUUUCGUUCGUUGUAAAUAGGAUUUUACGUAGAGCGAACGAUGAUAUCGUGACUAAAUUCGUUUUCCACGAGUAGUUAUUUCUCAAGGAGUUAAUAAACGAAUUAAAUUAGCUUUACGUAACCGUUCGCUCGUUCGAUAAUAAUUACGUGUCUUUCAAAACACGUGACAGAUAAAAAAUUAUCUUCUCUUCGUACAUAUCGAUCUGAUUUACCGAAAACUUACCAUUAGUGACGACUGUCUCAAUCAAAUUUGUUGAUCGAUUUAAAAAAUUUAUCGAGAGAUUAAAAAAUAUCUCUGAAUAAGAUUUAGAAACAACGAGGAGACGAACGAAAGAAGAUUUGUCAAAAAGAGGACGAGACCUAACCGUGGUUAGCGAAAUUCCGUGCCGUCAUCGAUCAUUAGAUGGAUUUCCCGUUACGAGACCGUAUUUCAGCAGGGUAAUAAACAGCAAACAGUGUCUCGUUAUAUAUCCACGGAUUCCGUGAGCGCAAUUUCCGUGCAAUGGACAACCGUAGCGAGAGAGGACAGACGCCACUAUUACGCAGUAUAGAUACGUGACGUUCGAGUGUGAUAAUUCUUUCUUCUUUUUUAUUUUCCCUCUCUCUCUCUCUCUCCUAUCUUUUACUUUUUUUUUUGUUUUCGUAUUUUACAACAGACCGUGUACAUUGUUCGUGGGAAUACGCAGUUGUUACGUUAUUGAUACACACUCCCUCUCCCGCUCUUCUCUCUCGCUCUCUUGCAUUUUGUUUCUGUCUCUGAAAGUAAAAUUAACUGGGUUGACGUUUAUCGAUAGCAAGGGAUCAACCGUGGCUUGCCGCGUGCAUUAUUAAACGCUGUUAACUUUAUACACUUGUGACAUACGUGCACCGUUCAUUAUCACGAUUUAAGCACGUCCGUUAUCGUGCAAUUGCAUUGACGUUGGGAACACACGUGAAAUCGUUUCGUUGAAACCAGCGCGGUUUAGACACUGCAGUUUUCUAAUCUUGAUCCCUGGAAAUACACCUAUGUUUCCUAUUUUUCUCUCUCUCUCUCUCCCCGCUUGCACCCUCCACCCCUUCCCUCUUUCCGUUUCAAAGUUGCCGAUCUCUUUUUUUAUUUCUUCCUGUAUGAAGAUCGUUCGGCGAGAUAAAAGUAACCGGAGAGGAAGAAAGGAAUGGAACGGUGGUUGCGUGAAACUCGAUGGAUCACGCGCGUCUCUGCUUGGAAAAUUCGAUCUUUCGUCGGAAAAAAAGGAGAUUAAAGAAGUUUUUGAAUCGGUGUACUAGUUUUUCCUUCUCUCUCGAGGAAUAAGGAGGAAUACAAGUAUCGGACCGCAAACCUUUCUAUGUUUGUGCCCACCAUAAUUUAUCGGAUUUUUAGUUUUCACAAUUAUAUUUAGAAUCGAGGAUGGGAUCUUGUUUUAAAGUAUCUUUCAAAAAUUCUAUUAACAAUAAUUUUUCUUUCUUUUUUUUGUUAUUAUGUUAUAUACUUCAAUACAAAAGAACACUCGAAUUCUUUUAUUAAAGUAUAAUAUAUUACACAACAUAACGACUCGCUUCUUUAUAUCAUAUUGAUAGAAAUAAUAAUAUCCAAGUUGUCGAAUAUUGUUGGUAUAUAAAAUCACUUAUCUUCGAACGGUUUUACGUGAUAUCGUCCAUUUUCGUACAUGCAAUCUUAAUAGACAAGUACGCUUCGACAGCCCCGAUUGUUCGUAAGAUCUACUUUGCUUCGUUGCUCUUGGUUUAUUCCAUCGGAUCCCCAUGUAAUUUGUCGCGCGUCUUGUUCCUAUAGUGAAUUUAAUAAACAGAAAAAUGGAAGCGCAUCGGUUUAUCAAAGGAUUUUACCACUCUCGCGGUGGUGGGCGAUAAUGAGGCUCGCGUGUGGAAUAACGUUCGUUUCGAAAGAGAGGCAAAGAAAGCGGAUAGGUUCGAGUAAUUUUCGAAUAAUUGGCCUGUCCAAGCCGGGUCUAGGAGGGCCGGAUCCCUUCGAUGAACCAGAGUAAACGUACUUCUUCUGGGUAGCGUGAUAGCCCUCGCUGCUACCGACAUCCCCGAGGAACAACAAUUUUCGAUGGCGGCCGAUGAUUUCGAGCGGCGGCCAACGAUGAUCUUUUAUUCAUUUAGAAAUCGGUCUGGAGUUGCGCGCGUUUGGAAAAAAUUCGGAAGCGGAGGGGCCGCCGACGCUAUGGCGACCACGAAAUGGAGUAUUUUUUAAAAAAAAAAUAAGAAUUGAACUUUCUUCGGGCGCAAGCGCGAAUUGUGAAGGAUAUUUUUGAAGAUUCCUGUAAAUCUUUACGUGAAAAAUAUUUUUAUAGGAAGGAAAAAGUGAAGAGGAACGGGAAGUAUUCGAUAAUCUUGGAAUCAAAGAAUUUUAGCAAUUUCGAGACCCUCAGAUUGCUCGAGUAACAGUGUUUUGUGUUCUGAGGAAUAUUUCAAAGAAGUUUGUUUCUGUAUAUGAAUUUUUUUUAGAAGAAGAAGAAGAAGAGCGAUGAGAAGUAUUGGAUAAUAUUGGCUGAGUCCAGGAAUCUCGAUUACAUCUUGAGAUUGCUCAAGUUCGUGUUCUGAAAAAUGUUUCAACUUUGUUUCUGUAUAUGAAUUUUUUUUAGAAGAAGAAGAAGAAGAGUAAUGAGAAGUAUUGGAUAAUAUUGGAUAAUAUUGGCUGAAUUUUUUUUAGAAGAAGAAGAAGAAGAAAUAUAAGAAAUGUUCGAUAAUUUAAUAUCCUAGCUAAGUUCUUCUGAGAUUCUGAGAUUUAAGUUUCGAAAUGAAAAUUUAUGCGAAAGAAGGAAAGAAACGAAAAGUCUGGGUUCUGAGAUCGUUCGAGCUUCGAGGUACGAAGUUUCUUGAUCAGGCUUCCUUUGAAGAGAUUAAAGAAGCAGGUGGCACUUCGUUUCUCAGAUUUGUCACAGGGUUAAUUUAGAUCCGUUGUACAGUCUCGGUUAGCCAUGGGCUAUGUAUAACAAUUACAAGUUAGUGAAUUGUUUGAGAACUAGGGCAGCGUGACAUCCGUGACACUAUUCAUUAAACGUUGCAACGUUCUCCAGACUAUUAAAAGAACAUGAUCGUUGAUAAUUACUGGAUUAAUCAUGAUUAUUAACGCGUGCAUGUAGGUGCAUAUGGUUGCUUGUUUCACGGGAAAUCUUAUGUAACUUUUUCGUUUCUUUUUUUCUUCUUCUUCCUCUUCUUCUCGUUCGUAUUUCUUUUCGUCUCGCAGACAAUGAACCGGCAACUUUCUCGUUACGUCGAAUCGGAAGCAAGCAUCAUGCAGCCUGUGUUUCUGUGUCCUAACAAGUGUUUGCAACGUGAAACUCUGUGUUAUUUUCGCUUUUUCAAACAAUUAUGCUUAAUAACGUCCUUCUGUAUUUUUCUAUUCCUUUGCUCGAUUUGUUCAUUUCAUAAGAAAAACUUAAAAAUCUCGUUAUCCUUCAAAGAAUAAACAUUUCCUAUAUUAACCGUCCGCUUUAAACCGUUCUCUCACCAUUUUAACUCACCCUGAACUUAACUCGAUGCAAACGCCGGCCGAACAACGUAUCGCAACGUACAAUGAAUUUCCUACUUGGAAAUGUCGACAUCCCGGCCGGAAGCUAGAUAAUGGCGAAAACAAGGGAAGCGCGGAUCCUCCUUUCGAGAAGAAAGAAGAAAGAAGAAAGAAGAAAGAAGAAAGAAGAAAGAAGAAAGAAUCGGCAUGGAAUCGUCGUCGAAGAGAUGGCCUUGAGACCGCUUAACUCACGGCUCCUUUCAUCCCAGCCUCGUAACUCGGCAUUUCCAGCUCAAUUUACUCAUUAUCGCACCUCCGCUCUGAAAUUCCUCUCCUCCUCCCCUCCGCCUCUUAUUCAUCCGGUCUGUUGAAUCGCCAGCUCGCGGCGGCCAUUACACUGUUUCUUCCUCGAGAUAUCUGACGAGAUAUCUUCGAAUCUUUCGUGAUCUACCGUGUACGGUGCAAGUCGAGGGAUGCACGAGAGCCGAUCAUUCUUCUCUUGGAUCAAUUAUGCGAGCCCCAUUCGACUCUUGGUAAUAUUCACCGUUAUUAAGUAUCUCUUUCAUUGGAAUAAAAGAUGGAUGAGAAGUUUGGACGAGGAUUCGUGGACCAAAGGAAAAAGAAGAAUCUUUGAAUGUUGGACGUUGAAAGAGUUUGAUGGAAAAUUAAAGAAAAAUUUAUCUCCAAGGUCGAAAAUUGGAAGUAUAUGGGCAUGAGUUGGAAUCAAAUUUCAGAAGAAUACAGGUUUUGGUAUAUAUUGUUAUUUCCAUACUAAACGGAUAAUGUUUUAACCGUAAUAUGAUUAUUCGUUUGAAACUUGACUAACGAGAAAAAGGAUGUGAUAUUCACUCGCGCAUUUGUAUGAUCUUUUCGACGAAUUUUUCGUUUAAUUUGUUUAGAAUAAUGAAAUAGAUAAUUCGUAAUUCGGUCUAGAUAUCAGAAAAAAUUGCAACAAUCAAUUCUAAACUUACUUUGAAACGAUAUAAAUUUCGAAAACUUUUUAAUGUCUAUCAAGAAACGGGUGAUACGAUAUAACGAAGUUUUCAAGUUUUUGACGAAUCGAUUUUUAUCCCGCACGUUACACGAGAUUUUCACGAGAGAGGUCGAUGAAAAAAAGUAGUAAAAUUAUCGAAUGAAGAAAAAAUGCAAGACGUUGAAGGGAAUCUCACGACCCAUGCGGUCAGCUUUGGCGCAAUUAUAGGCAUCCCGUGUACAAGGAGAGGAAGUUUGUAUCGGGUUCGAUCGGGGCCAAAUUAGCCUGGACGUUGAAAGUGAUUUCCUUGUCAGGGUUGAGAGAAGACGACGGGUCAGACGAAAAUCUGGGGCCCCUAAUAAACGCCGGAGGCUUGUGCACAGUACACACAAAACCGAGCAACAAGCGGUCGCCGGUUCUUUAUUGGCCUCGCACAAAACUCGCUCGAGAUUCUCUGGAAGGAGAGAAAGCAGCGGCAUAACUAAGCUCACCGUCCUCUGCCCGCUUUUAUAUCAUGAAAUUGGCCUGUUAAAGCGUUACUACGAAUCCGUCCUACCGUUCCGUCCACGUCGUUUACCAUUCCGUGGAACCACGAGUCAAUCUUAUUAAUGAUCCAGGUCAGACGGUUUCCUCUCCGCCUGGACGAAAUCUAAUUGAACCAGAGUGGACAUCGAUCCAGAGUGCUUGCAAGAGUGUGAUGAACCCAGUUGAUGUUUAUAACUGUAAUAUUCUUAUCCGAAUUUUCUGCUCAACUUCUUCGAUUAUUAUUCUUCGCCGAUAGAGAAGAAAGAAUUAUUCGAAUUUCGAAGUUUGAGAAAUGUAGACGCGAUAUAUAAGAAUAUAUUAUACAUUCCAUCGUGGGAUUUUUCCUAUUUUGGUUAUUUUUCGUGGAUGGAGAGAAUAUAUUUGCAAUCUCUGUUCGCGAUGAAAAAUUGAAGAGACAUGUGGAGAAAUUUGGCGAACGAAAGGUCGGAUUAAUUAAUUAAUUCAUUGCUAAAAUCGAGAAAUGUAUCGUGUGUUAGAUAUGCGCACGAAUAAAUGGACAAUUUUGCUCGUGUUUCUUGUCGGAAGUUCGGAAUAUCGCAAUUUUGAAAUCGAGUAGCAGGUGGAAAAAUAAUUUCAAGUUGGCUGGCCGAUCGGUAUGUCGGCAGAGGAGAGGAAAAGGAACCUGGUUCGCGAGAACUGUUGCGUCAAGAACGUACGCUUUAAUUAUUGCAAGCAGUGGAGCGCGAUGCAGACGCGGCCAUCUUGUUCGUGCCUCGACGCCAUGGCAAACUCUGCCGAUUUUUUUUUCCCCUCCCCCCAGAAUAAUUUCUUAUUUCUCAAUCUCCUUCUUCUAGAUUUAUACCCAUGUUUCAGUGGAGAAAAUCCGGUGCAAUUAAUAAUCGUACGUUGAUCUAUCUUAACUUACGUAAAAAGAAAAUAGAAGGAAAAGAAAAAUGCUCGAUUCUACACGAACGAAUAUAAAACGCUUUUUUAUCCCGUGGAAUAUAAAAGGGACGAAAUUAAACAAACUGUAAAAUUUUUUAUUAAUUCGUACGAUUCGUAGGAUCAAAAGAAGAGGGGAAACAAUCUCGUUUCUUCGUUCAUAUCGCGCAGCUUCGAGAUUCGUCACGAUCUCUCGAGAUCUUCGCGCGGAGACAGAAAGAUUUGAUUGGAAAGAAAAGUUGGACGAAUCGAGUCUCGUUUCUGAGAGGAAAACGCGAGGCGGGCGCGACGCCAGAAGCAUUGAAAUCCCUGUAUCGCGAUGGAAUCUCCGUGCUGGAAUGAUAAACAACAAUUAAAGGCGCGGCUUGUAUGAAAUAAAGUCUCGAUUAUCGGAAUUAUGCGCAUCGCGUGCAGGCCGCUUGGUGUUUCUUCUGUGGUGGUUUCUCUUCCGCGCUCGUGUAACCGCGGCCAACGCUACGAAACGGAAUUAAAAAGGAAGAAAAUAAGGCGGAAAAGAGGAGUACGAAGGGACGAAAAAAGGAUUGAAAAACAGCAGGCGGAAGAAAGAGGGAGAGGAAGAGACGGAAGCAAUGUUCGGUGAUUGUCGUUUAUUCUGCAUUUUUCUCGAAAAAUUUACUUUUUCUCUCUAUCGACGAAAAAUGUUACUUCGUUAACCAAUAAGAAAAGAAGUCGAGAGAAGAAGGCUUAGAAAUCACACGAAUAAUAUCGCCACCGCUCCUCCAACUGGAUCGAAAAAGACCGUGAAAUUUAACAGCAGAUUCCACGCGAAUGACAAAUAAUACACGCAAAGGCGGGAUACGUAGCCGAUGGUGUAAAAACGAGUCGAAACUUGGAAGCGUUCUCGAAAGAAAGGAGGAAUGCGGAGAGGAAAAGGAAGAAGGAGAUGGUAUAGAGAUCGAUCGGUCGAUCCUUAGGGACACAUCGGGAAAGACGUGUGCGUAAUCCCGUGAAAGGUAGCUUGAGAAAAGAAGGGGAGAGAGCGGCAGGGAGAGAGCUGGCAGGCAGACCGGCUGUCAAUCAACCGCGGGCUAGACUACCAAUUUCUUGGCUCAUAAUUUCUGAUAAUUUGUCGGAGGGCCGAGCGAACUGUGGCGGCGGCGGCGGCGGCUGCUGCUGGCUACCACCAACCCUUCCCCCAUCCCCGGGCGCGCCUCGCCCUCCGACCGCCACGAAAAUCAUCAUAAGAAGGUAAUUGCACCGAUCACGUGUGUACAAGCGGCUUGUAUUUAUCCUUGUUUCAUUAUAAUAACAAUGUAACCCGCUCUCUCCACGGCCAUCUCUCUCUCUCUCGAAACCCGGAGGGAUAAUAAUCGGUUCGACCACGGGGCUUCGAUCAUAUUUCUGCGGGGCAGGAUAACUUGCUCCUCGAGCAAUUAGAUAAACGUCUAUAAACGCGUGAUAUCUGCAAGAUAGGCCGGGGAUAUUCCUCUCGACUCUUCUUCUCCGUGUCGAGAGAGAGAGAGGUGGAGGUGUUUGAAACGUCAGAAUUUCCAAGGGAGUUCCAUUCGUUUUGACUGACGUGAAAGGUGUACGUACACAGAGGCGGCCUCGAGAUGGUUUGAAUCGCACGAACCGGCAAGAACAAAUUUUCCGAGAAAACUUAUCUUAUCAUUCGAUGCCACGUCCGAGGGAGUUUAGCAUGUUGAAUUCGCACGAGUUGUGAACGGUUUUCCGCGAACGGGUAGCCGAUAUUCGUGGAUUCAGUGGAAUAUAAAAUUGUUGGCUGCGACCGUUUCGAGGUUCAACGUACCCGAAACCGCGUAUUACUUGUCCCAAUGAUCGCAUGUCCGCAACAAGACCUGCCGCUAGCGAGCAUUGGCGUUAAUUCGAGGGGGAGGGGGUCCCGGGUUGGCGGUGGCACGGUUCAAUGUUUCGUUUGACAUGCCGCUUGCCUUUGACUCGACGGCGCGGCUCCCAACCAUCAAAACAAUAUCUCGUUGGUUCUUUUCUUCGUUUGAUAAAAAUAACCACCGCUAAUAACCACCGAUCCUAUCGUGCUAAUUAUCUUAAUUAAAAUGGAAAAGUGCGAGUGUUGAAUUUGUAGAGUGGCAGCAAUUACGCCGCCUAGGAGGGAAGCAACUUUAAUGAUACCCGUUCCCAUUGGUCGAUGCGAAUUCGACCGUCGUAACGAUGUUGUUUCUCGUUUCCUUCGAGUUUUUUUAAGAACGAUCGUGAACGCAAUUCCGAUUUGGAGAUCCGAGAUCGAAAAGAUCGAAGAUGCGUAAUGUCAAAGUUAAAUCAUUGUCCUACUCGGAGAAAUGAUCAUUUUAAAACACGCGAAACGAGAGUCGAAUGGGAAUAAUGAAGCAUCAUCUCGAAACAUAAGUGGAAACGUUACGAGUGGUCGUUCGAUUUUCGUGGAACUGGAUGCCUCCGGCGAUAUUUCCAUCGCGAGAAAAUCGUUCCAAGCGAUGUAACUGUUCGGAAUUCAAGCCGAGAAAUCCACAACGACUCGUGGUCGAAGAACAAAAAGAAUCGAAAACAUACGCGAUACUUGUUUUCCUUCAUCUUUUGCUCUAACAACUUAGAAGGCAUUCUCAAGAGAAACUUUUACUCUUCUACUUUUUAAAUGUGAAAAAGAAAAAGAAAUUGAAUAUAAAGGAUAAAGUAUAAGCUGUGCGCAUUUAGUGACGAGCAAAGAGGACAAUGAUAAUCUCGUACUCAAUGAUUUACGUUGUUUUCAACUCAAGUCUCUUAAAAGUCUCAUAUUCUCAAGAAAAACGUAUUCUUCUACUUUCUAAAUAUAAAAAAAACAAAAAUGGAAUACUAAAAAUAAACUGUGCACUUUGCGAGUGAAGAGGAGAGUGAAUGGUAAUCUUCUCAACGGCCAUACGUAACAAAAAGAAUCAAAAAACGUAUACGUUGUUUUCGUUCGUAUUGUUUGUUUCGACUCGAGUCUCUUAGAAGGCGCAUUCUCAAGAAAAACGUAUUCCUCUACUUUCCAAAUAAAAAGAAAAUGGAAUGAAAGAAUAAAGUACAAACUGUGCGCUUUGGAUUUGCGAGCGAAGAGGACGAUGGUAAUCUCGUGCUGACGGGGUGCGGCCACGUGAUAAGCCCUAUAGUUUCUCGGUUGUAUCGAGCCCGUUUUUACAGCAUUACGGUGGUUGACUACCCCUGACCGACCGUUGCAGAAGUAAUUAUUCAUAGCACGCAAUUACGCGAGCGGUGCGCGCGGCGUGUCGCUGGUAUCGCGGCAUCAAUUGCGCUGCUCGUGGCCCCUGAUUGCGGGUUUACGUCUCAAAACAAUGAUUUAUCUAAUUAAGCCUUGGUUUUGCAUUGUUAGCCAGCCUUUUGUUACACGGUGGCCCAUUAUCCCCGGUCGUCCAUUAUUUCCGAGGCACGGAAUAGCGACAGAUCGGCGAGUUUCGUGUUGCGCCGUGUUUCGAAAGGAACAAGAGACAGACGUGGUGCAACUUGUAAAAUCGAAGUGAAAUCGGAUGGAAAUUGGAAAGCGUAAGUUCGUUGGGAACGUGAUUCGCUCGAUUUUGCUAGAGAUUAAAUUAAAUUGGGGUUGCUUGCGUUCGAUAUCCGGUAUCGAGGAGCGACACUUCCGUUCUCUACGUUCUAUCGGUUGGUAAUGCUGCAAUUACCGAGGGGGCGAGUGGUUGGUCGAGGUAACGGUAGAUGGCGCGAGGAUUCGGUUCGAGAGGAUCAUAAUAAGGCUUUGCUUUUUACUUUUAUCCAAUUUCUUUGGGAAAUUUUCCUAUGAAUGUUCGAGUUGCAUUGCGAGAUUGAAUUGGUUGAAAUGAUAGUUACAUUUUUGAAUUUACACGUUCUUAUUUCUUAUUUCUACUUUAACGUGGAAUAAAUACAGAUUUAUCGCAACGAAGUAACGUGUUAUACGUUAUUUCGUGUCUCUUCGUGUUUCUGAUAUAAUCGUUAUUAUUUCCAAUGAAUAUUUAAUUUCUUUACACUUAAUAUAUAUUAUUCUACGGUAUCUUUCAAUCUCGCGAAGAGAAAGAACUUUUAAAUGUUUCUUUCAUUAUAUCUCUUUCAACUUGGUUCAAGCUUUUUAAUAUAUUACAAAUUUUAAUUAUUCAUGGUAUUAUGAUAAAUUUCAUUAAAUUGCGGAAAUGUUUAUUGCGUUUUCAUCUCGUAUAGAUACUUUAUACUUUUAUAUGAUAUUUACUGUUGCGAUAGAAACAUGUUUUUAAACAUUUUUAAACAUUCAACGUAAUAGAAAUAUUUUAAAAUUUUAAAGUCACAUAAAUGUAAUAUUUCGCUGUAGUACUGUUUAAAAAUAUUACUUCGAUAUUAUUUUAUACCAUUGUAUCAGAUUGACAGAUAGAUGGACGAUUAUAUAUAUAAAAAUUGUAUUUGACGGAUAAGAUGAACGAAAUUAAAUAAUAUAGGAUGAAAAACUAUAAACGCGUGUUACAUAUGGGUUUUUUUCACACCUUCGAAAAGAGAAUGAGAAGAAUCACGAAAUCGGGAAUUAACAGAUAAUCUCAUUUGUAACGAGAGAGGAAAGUAAAAGUCAGAAUUCGAUUUCAUUCAAGAGGUAAACAAGGCUCGUGGCCGAAUUCGCGUGACCCAGACCGAUGAAACGAAACGAAUGGGUCGUAGUACGAUUCUGAGAGAAUUGGAUGCGCAACUGGACGUAUGAGGAACGAUAAUAAAAGAAAUAUCUAAUCCCAGUUUCAAUAAAUACCGUGGAAAUUUGGAAGAAACGAAACGAUUUUCUCGAAUAUUUUGAAGACCAACAAAAUGCUUGUAAACUUCUCGAAUGACGAAUUAUCUACAACUUGAAAUUCACAGAUCCAUGAUUUCUUCCAUGUUCAAUGGAUACUCACUUCUUCCGAAAAUUAUGCCAAGGAAUACCAUAAUUUCUAAUACUCGAAGAUCAAAAAGAUAUUUAUAAAUCUCCUUAAAUAUUUUUAAACUGGUGACGAAUAAUUAUAAAAGUUGUCGAAAGUCAAAAAGAUCUAGAAAUUGGAACAAUUUCCAGAAAAUUUUUAAAUAGACACGAUAGUACGAGAUAGUACGAGAUUGUAACUGUAGGGAAGUGUAAAAGGGAAGAAGAGCAUCGUUGAAUGGAAGGGAAUGAGAGAUAGCCGAGGAAGAACCGGCGCGUUUGUUGCGUGUAAAAGAGUUCUUUCAACGUCUGUAUCCGAAAUGCAUGCGUGAAAUGAGUUUUUAAUGCGAAUGGAAUUUUUCGUAAGAAAGUGCGUAAUACGUUGUUGAAAAACAAGAUCGCAGCCAGUGUCUGCAGCUAAAUAAAUAAAAUGGCUGUCAUUUCAUAAGUAUAAUUAUCAACAGCAAACAGAACGCUUCAAUGUUUUUUCUUCUCCUUCUUUUCUUUUUUUGCGGUAAGAAUAAACCGGUAUUUAUUAUAAUACGUUAAUGAAGAAUUUUUUUUAUAAAGAAAUAAAAAAAUAAUUUCUUAAAAUUAAAACUUUCACGAAUAUUUUUAUCUUCUUUAAUCAGACUAUAAAUAUUAUUAUUUAAACGCUGUUACCUGAACGCGAAUAGAAGUUUCCGAGGAAUAAUUCAUACAAGUGCAAAAAGAACGCGAGGCAAUUGCGAGCAAGAAACAAUUGCAGAGAAAAGCCUUGGGAAGUUAUAAUUAGUUCUACGUGUUUUUCAGAUAAUUGUAGCCAUGCAUUAUAGAAUAAGCAGCGCUGUGGAAGAAAAACCAUCCGAUACAUAGACAGAGAAAAGUUUAAAUUGAGGCAAACGUUAUUUUACGUAAUGCCGCGGACGACGAUGUUGAUCACUUAUCUCGAAUAAUCCUUCUCUUUCUCGCUGUCUUUUCUCUCCGUCGAGAGCUUCGAAGUCCCCAUGCAAAAAUUCUUUCCCUCCAAAUUGUAGCAAAUACCGCGUAUCGCGAUAAAACUCGCAUUUUAAAAAAGAAAAAAAGAAAGUAUUCCUUCCAAUUCUCUUCAGAUUCCUCGUUUCGUGCGAUCAAAAAUAUCGAAACAAGGUUCGCCACCCCUUACGAAUGACGAUCGAGACGACUACAUUUUGACGAUUCGUGCAGCUUGACGAAAUGUUGCAUCCUCGAAUAUUUUCUUUCCAACGGACGAUACGCGAAGGGAUGACCGGAUAUCGAGCGAUCCGAAGCGACAAUAUGGGAUGGAAUCGCAUGCCAUCCAGACGUUUCGAUCAAUUCGAGCAUUCUGUUUUCGUAGGUGAAAUUUCAUAUCAGUUGCCUCAAAAUGUGUGCUUGGACGAUCGCGACGGCGAUCGGUUUGAACGUCGUCUCGAUAUCGCCAACGUGCCUGUUCCACGCCUCGAAACGAUCCUGUGUGAUCGUGGAUAUAUCGAACGCGUUUCACGAUCUGAUUACACUCACGAAGAGAAUCCUUUUUUGAUAAGGAGCGUCGUGUUCACGUGGGUGGAGGUACGUGGAUGACGAUUGUAUCAAGCGCUGAAAGGAGAUUUCUAUCGAGGAUUGAGUUUGGAUCGUUUUAUAGUACGAUAGUUUUGUAUCGGAUAAUAUUAUGUGGAAAAUACACUCGUGAAAAAUGAUUUGAUCAGUCAAUUGAUAGAUGUACACGUUUCAAUUGUAUUUCAUGGAAGAUACAAUUAUAUUUUUCAUUCCGUCGGAUCAAUUUCGACGUCCAUGGCGACGUCACGGGGCACAGAAAAGAUUAUUAUACGACGCAUUCGUGAUCGUUUUUCUUCUAGAGGAACGCAAUGAUUUAAUUGUGAAAUUGUAAUAUCGACAAGAUCGAUCGAUAAAAUCGUACAGAUGCAUCGACGAGAUUUCACCAUUUUAUCGAAUAAUGCUCGAUGAACUUACUUUCAACUUACUCUGCCUCUUCUGUUCGUCAAAUUUAAAAAAAAAAAAAGAACGCGAUUAGAAAAAGGAAUUCGAAGAUCUACCGCUAUCUCUAUCCAAUGAGAUCUCAUCACGUUCGAGCUCUCCAAUUUAUCUCACUCUCCCUUAUCGAUCCUUAAAAAUGAAAAGAAAAAUUUGCCGACCGUCCACGAGAGAUUCUCUAGUCUCGUCAGCACUUCGAGUGCGUAUCGCGGAUGAAACGAAAGAAAAACAGGGGAGGGGAAGGGGCGAACGUCGAAGUUAACUUAAACAGAGUCCUCGUCGGAAAUAUUACAAACGACACAGAAUAGAUCCGAGCCGAACGAAAUUCCCAGCCUGGCGUCCUUGGGCGCGACAGAGAGCGGGCGCGUACGCGUAGGAGUGGCCCGUUGGUCGGACAAGGAAAGGGUGAUCACCGGCGGAAUAGGUGUAAUCGUUUAACGCGCGCGAUGGUAUCGUUGCGGCGCGGCGCGGGUUGGGCAGAAUAGCGCCAUGCUGGGCGCGCGAUUGGCCGGGGCGUCCUGGCGGUGGGCGUGGCCACGGGCGCGGGAGGGGAUCGCGAAAGCGACGGGGCGAUUUCAGGGGGUAGAAGGUGGCGGCCGGAGCGGGUAUCGCGUCGAGGUUACCUCCUCUUCCCGAUGAGGUAAGUUGUACCCACCACGAACCGCCGCCACCACCACCCGAUCCCCCGUUCCGAUCUAUGCCACGGUCUCCUGACUUAUGCUACGCCCGGCAGGGCAGCCAGUACACGAUACGCUCCUACCAGGCGAACACCGGGUUUCUCCGUGCUCGUUUACCUCUACCUCUGUCCUCUACCUCGCCACGGUUUUCGACGCGGAAAUCGUACGGGCGGCGGCCGCGAAUCCGCGUCUCUUUACGCGAGUCGCGUCACCGCGUGGAAAAAAGUGUCCGUUAAGGGGAGGGAAGGAGGGAGCUCGGUCCGGUCGUGGGUGGGGGGGGAUGUGGAGAGGACGAAGGGAGGGAGGGAAGUGUUGGCGGGUGAGAGAGGGAUGCGCGGUUCAGUUUCCGCGUGCACGUGACGUGAUCUGAUCGUCUGAAAACGUGGCUGGAAUAAUAUAUCGUGUCGGCGAUCGCGAACUGGCAAACCCAGCGACUUAUGGUGGUUGUGUAUACGUGCGCACACGGUUUUAUGCACACACGGUUUUAAAAGUUAGAAACUGAGGCCCUGUCACGUGAUCGCCUGUACGCGGCGAAUACCUUCUAAUUGGAAUACUACCGCGUUUUGAUUAAAGAGCGGUAGUGGUACACCCUACUGAGUGAGUGGCGAUAGCCGAGAGCUGAUAGCAGUGAGAAGCACGAGAGUACCAUUUUUUUUUCUCCUUUUCUUUUCCUUUUUUUUUUUCUUUCUUCGUUUUCGGUGAAUCGGAUGGAAGGGAAGGAUGAACGCGUCACAACGACGCUGUAGGGCCCGGGAGGACGGUUUCGCGCGAGUUUGGAUUCUCGAGUGCGAUCGGAGCGGGAUCGUGGUCCCGCGACGAAUCGGUGGACGUUCGCAGUGACGGUGGGUUGCAGUGACAGGACUCGUCGAUUGUUUUCCGCGUGAUGCGCGCGCCAAACGACAGUGGUCGACCGUGUCCGCGUCUCGAUUGAAAUCUCGUCCGAGUACGCACAGAUAUCGGUGGCGUACAGUGAACUCGAUAUAAAUGUGCGAGCGGCCGUGUCGCGCGAGAGUGGUGGUGGCCUUACCUGGGAAUUGGAAAGAUGAUUUUUCGUUUACACGCGAUCCGACGGGAUCCGACGUGUACGUGUCAACAAGAGUGGUAUCCUCGGUAGCCGGUAAUUGAUUGAAACGAGUCACGUUAUCGACGCUGCGCAACUGUGCUUCGAGUGAUCGACACCGACCAGCGGACAAUUUCGCGCCGCCGUCCGCCGUCCCACUGCCAUCGGUCGGCGAUUUUUAUUUUUUCCUCCGCUCGUUAUGUCGUCGAGAGUGCGAUAAUUGGAUCGAUGGUAAAUUCCGUUUGAGAGGAAGGGUGGCGGAGGAGGCCACGUAACAAUAUCUCAUCGAUACCGGUGUUAAUCGUCGAUAUAAUACGUUAUACGGGCGCGGGAAGAGGCAGAGAAGUGUCCGUUAUCAGUGGUACGUUGCCGCAACGGGAACAGCUGUCGCAGCUGCAUCGUUGUCCCGACGCCCAGCACCGGGAUCGAGAAUCGAAAGCUCGACGCCGGCAGCUGGCCGAGCCGCCAGUGACAGACAACGAUGACGUAGCGUCGGCAGAGGCAAAGGGCGUCACGGUCUGCACGGUGUACGCGCUGGACAGGACCGCCUCGGCGGGGCUGGGGGUGGUUGGGGGUGUUGUCGGUGUCGCUGGCGGUGGUGGAGCGGCAGGAGGAGGAGGAGGAGGGGGAGGAGGCGGAGGAGGUGGUGGAAGUGGCGGUGGUAGCGGGACAAGCAUCGGGGGUGAAGUGCAGGGGGUGGUCGCCGGGAUUUGUGGACCAGCGAGCGCGUCCCUUGCGGCGACGGAUUACGUGACGGCGGCAUGCUAUCCCCCGGGACCUCAGCUCACCCUGACCGCCUCUCACCCUCAGCCCCACGUCGUUGAUCCCGCGAUGACGCCCACCUCGGCGCCGGUACCGACCCCGACCACGGCGUCGGGACCCAACAACCCGGUCGCCAUGAGCCAACUGGGAACCGUCUAUGCCACCAAGAGGCGACGCCGGAACGGAAAAAGCUUGAAACCGCCGCAGAAGGAUGGGGUGACAAAAUCGAAUCCCAGCAAGCGACAUCGGGAGCGAUUGAACGCCGAGUUGGACACUUUGGCCUCGUUGCUCCCGUUCGAGCAAAAUAUCCUCAGCAAGCUGGACAGACUCAGCAUCCUCAGACUCAGCGUCAGCUACCUUCGGACGAAGAGCUAUUUUCAAGUGGUGAUGCACAAAGACAAGGAAGAAAAUUCGCACCACGAUUCUCACUAUCGGGCGAGGGAGUUGGCGGCGUUCGCCGCAUACGACCACCAUCAUCUCGACGGCGAAAUGUUCCUGCAGGCGCUGAACGGGUUCCUGCUUAUACUCACCUGCGACGGGGAAGUGUUCUUCGCCACCCACAGCAUAGAAAGUUACCUUGGUUUCCAUCAGUCCGACAUCGUUCAUCAAAGCGUAUACGAGCUGGUGCACAGCGAGGAUCGAGAGGAGUUGCAAAGGCAGCUUAUGUGGAACUCGUUUCUUCCCAGUGAAAGUGCAAGUUUGCCUUUGCACGACGCCCUUUCACCCCAACACAGUCACCUUUUGGAACGAAGCUUCACUGUCCGCUUCCGGUGUCUUCUGGACAACACGUCCGGUUUUUUGCGUUUGGACAUCAGGGGACGAGUGAAGAUACUCCACGGUCAAAACAGGAAAACGGAGGAGCCACCGUUGGCGCUGUUCGCCCUGUGCACACCGUUCGGCCCGCCCUCGUUGCUCGAGGUCCCGCAGAAGGACGUGAUGUUCAAGAGCAAGCACAAACUGGAUCUCGCGCUCGUGUCCAUGGACCAACGGGGGAAAAUGCUGUUGGGCUAUUCGGACGCUGAACUCGCGAACCUUGGCGGCUACGAUCUAGUCCAUUACGACGAUUUGGCAUACGUGGCGAGUGCCCACCAAGAACUGUUGAAGACGGGGGCCUCGGGGAUGAUAGCGUACAGAUUCCAAAAGAAAGAUGGCGGAUGGCAGUGGCUGCAGACCAGCUCCAGGCUAGUCUACAAGAACUCGAAACCCGACUUCGUAAUCAGCACGCAUCGUCCCCUCAUGGAGGAAGAGGGCAGAGAUCUCCUCGGCAAACGAACGAUGGACUUCAAGGUUAGUUAUCUGGACGCCGGUCUCACCAACAGUUACUUCUCGGACAGCGACAGCCUCACCGGUUCGGUGAUGACUCCGACCCUCCCCAGCCAACCCACGUCCCAGAGAGUGAACAGGCGGUACAAAACCCAACUGAGAGACUUCCUGUCCACCUGUCGGAACAAACGUACCAAACUAUCCGCGCAGUCCUCCGUCUCCCCGCCCGCCACACCCACCGUCGCAUCCGUGGACUACCUCGCGGCCGAUACCAGCGCCGCCGCCGCGGUCGCGGCGGCAUACAGCAACCUGAACACGAUGUAUCCGACCGCUUACGCGCCCACGGCUGUAGCCGCGACCACGGAUCCCUCCCUGACCACGUACAUCGGCCACACGGGCAACUAUCAUCAGACCUUGUACCCUGCAACCGCGUUGGACAACAGAUACCUGACCGCAGCCACGGAGAACCUGUUCCAGUACAGGCCCCUGGGCACCUACUACCCCGAGUACCACACGAGCACAGCGUACAACGGUUUCAUCGACGUGCCCCUGCCUACGUACGAGACCCACCAACUGGCCAGCAAAGCGGAGGAGAAGCUCUACUGCCAGCAAUUGGGCGAGUCGCCCAAGUACAGCUACGUGGAGGCGAGACACCCGAGCAGCGUGAGCGGCUCUCCCUACGCGUCGAGCCCCGUGGCCGCGACCGCCUCGACCGCCAUGCAGCAGCAGCAGCAGCAACAACAGCAGCAGCAGCACACCGCCGACAUCGGGAUCGUUCGAGCUGGCAGCAGACACUCCCUCGAGGGUGGGGCAGGCUCGUCGAGCAAUUCCGCUGGAAGCUCGCCGGUGACUGGGGCCACGAACGGCGUGCUCACGCCGAAAAUAGAGGACGUGAAGCCGGAAGUGUACGGGAGCGAGGCGCCCCGGCAAACGGUGCUCAUGUGGGGGGCGCCACCCGCGCGCACGCCGCCCAGGAACAACGGCAGCUACAGCCCACCCACCCCUCACUCCACUCACUCGUCCACCCACUCGACCAACGCCACGGGGGCCGGGGGGGAUCCCCUCAAGUCGUUGGCGGAAAUGAAUUCGAUGAACGGGGAGUGCAAAUGGCGGCAGGCGUCGCCCGGCGAGCAACAGGGCGCGGCGCCCAGCUCGCCCAGGGCCAAGGCGCAGCCGCAGCAGCAGCACCAGCAGCAGCAACAGCAACAACACCAUCAGCAGCAGCAGCAACACCAACAGUAUCCGGUGACCACGUCUCAGUAUCAAGCGGCGGCGGCUGCAGCGGCCGCGGCCGCGGCCGCGGCGGCCAGCACUAUCGGAUACGCGCACUCGCAUCCAGGCCACGGCCACGGGGAUACGGGCUCCGAGGUAUGGCAAGGAGUGCAACACCACCACCACUACCAGUACUAUCCUUACCACCAUCACCACCCCGCACCACCAAGGCACGCGCCCCACACGCCCCCGUCAGCUGUGGGAACAACGGGGACAGGAGUCGGCAUGGGCAUCGGGCAGGACAGCAGCACCAGCAACAGCAACGUCUUGUACCACCCUCCGCACCACCACCACCACCCUCAGCACCAACACGCGGUGGGAUCAUCAGCGGCGGGAAUGGGCCCAACUGUCCCUCAGAUUCCAAACCGGACACCGGGAGUCCUUUGCUGUCCAUCUCUGAGGUGACUAACACCCUGCUCAACCAAUAGCCUCCUCGUCACCUCGGCAUCGCUCCGUUUCAGUGAUCAAGGUAUCUCUCAGGAGAUGGUUUCACCGAGGCGAAUCACAAAACGCGUGACUGUACCAUACAGAUAAUACCGGUCAAAAAAGCCUGUCAAACAGUGUUUCCCCGCUAACGUAACGUAACAUGCUCGUUACAGUUUGCCGCUACGUUAAGUUUUCACGAGGGAGGGGUUAGAUCAUAGAAUCAUCGUCGUGAAGGAUUUCGAGUGGAUCCCGUCGAGUCGUGAAAUCGCGCGAAAGACGAUGAUUACAGGGAUAUGCAUUUCCCUAUGUGCGCUGCAUUCGAAACGAGCGAGGCAACCGGUGGAGAUCGGUGGAGGAUCCACGACCGUCUCGAACCGUUCGCGUGGCGAGUUUUCCGUCGAUGGAGAAUGAUUAAUAGAGAAUUUCUUCGAGCCGAGCGAUCGUGUGAUAUGUAAUUUAAAAGGUACGUUCGUAAUUGUCAUAUCGAUAUCGGGCUCGGGUUCGUGAAUGAACGAUAAAUGUGGAGCGUGGCUAGAGAUCGUUUCCUCGGUCGCGACCGAUUUUUAACGUAACGUAACUUCCUGCUGUAAUUACCGGCAUGCGGAAGAAAAAAAGCGGUCCCCUCCUUUCCUUCCACCGUGACAAAUUUUUCUCAGAGAAUUCCGAAUCCAGUUCCUUGCUCCGGGUGAACGGCGAUAGCCACGCUUCUUAACCUUCGUAGAGAUUUGCGUAGAUCGUAUUUCGUCGAGGAGCACAAAAAUAUAUGAAAAUCCGCCUCGAUCGGGCUACGUAAAAAAGGAGAAACGCAACAUUUAAACGCGGAAUUUAGUUUUUUUAAUUAGGCCUAAUAUCGUGCGACCGUGCCGUUACGCACUGUCGUUGCUUUGUUUCAUUUCCUUGUUUCGAUGUCCUUUUUCGCGAUGUUUUGCGAACGUUCGCGGUGAGAUGUAUUCCGAAAAAAAGAAAAAGAAGAUAGGGAGGACUCGCGAGGGGUGGGGUUAAUUUGCGGUGUGAUCGUUUCUUUUUUUUUUUAAUGGAGUACACACGAUUCUGUGAUAUGUGUUAGGUGUAUUUUAAAAGUGCGGUAAUUUCUGAAAAGAUGCUUUAAGAUUUAUGUAAAAAGAAAAAAGAAAAAAAAGAAAAAGAAAUCCCGACCACGUCUACAACGUUUCGCCGCACUUUUACUUGUGGAGGAAUCGAAUUAUAACCUUCGCGAUAUCGAUAUUCGAAUUCGAACUCGAUGGACCAAAGUGUGAAAAAUGUGAAAUUAUCACAUUUGGCAAUACGUUGUAAACGUUCCUUUCUAUUUGCAAAAGUAGAAAUAACCGUGAACGCGUAAUUCGAUUCCCGUAUACAUCGCAUAGUUUGCGUUUUCCUUUGUCCUUUGAGAAAGAAAGAGACAGUUGCGUAUUCCGUUAAACGAAAGAAAAGAGAAAAAGAAGAGGAAGAAACAAUGGGGGGAGGGGGGGAGAGACUUUUGAUCCGGCCGAGCCUCGAGUCUUGCCAAUGUUUUUUGUUAAUAAGUUUGUAAUUUUUGUACUUAAUUAAUUUAUACGGCUAUUUAUGUACACGCGCGACGACGAGGGUCUAGCGAAGCUAGGCCGAGCCUUCCAUAAUUUUAGACGUGUUACUCUUAUUUCGUAACGUCCGUGCUCGGGAAACGAGAAGAUUGCGCGAACGUAGAGGAAUGGGGGCGAGAAGGGGAGGAAGGGUAACGGAAGCGUUCGCGGCUGGAAUCUGUCCGCUUCGAAUCUCCGGAGAUAGAGAAAAAGAGAAAAGAGAAGAAGAACAAAAACGAAAACGAAAAAAGAAAAAAAGGAAAGAAAGGAAAAAUGGUGAUUUUAUUUUGCGCAUACAUAUCAGAACGAAAGAGGGAGAAGGAGGGUGGUGUUCAUCCUCCUUCCUUUCCUAUCCUCUUGCAAUUUUGAUUUAUAUAUAUAUAUAUAUAUAUAUACACAUACACACACACAGACACACACAAAGAGAUAUAUAUGUAUACAUGAAAGAUUAUAUGUAUAUUGUAUUAUUUUGCAGGUUAGGAACGUUUCAACACUUUAAACGAUUUUAUCGAUUUGUACGGCUACCGACGAAAAAAAAAAUCUCCUCUCUUUUUUUCCUUCCGAUCCCACGCAUCCUUUUUCCAACCUUUCGAAUUACAAUUAUUCUGCAACUCUUCUACCUACUUCGUGUCGUUGUAGUAGUUGUAUACAAUAAUACGAAACUAUUUUGCUAUGAUUCUUUGUAAAACCAUCCAGUCCGUUGAUCGGCUUUUCGCGACAUAGGACGAAAUUCGCGAUUCCUCGAACACUCGUUACCGACCCGUCCGUCAUCGUAUAAUUAUUUCCAAGGCGAGGGCGAAUCCCAAUUCUGGUGUUUGGUUGGAGGCGAAUUUAAGAGAAUUAAAGAGAAGAAAGCAUCGACAAUAAGAGGAGAUCGUUACUAGACGCGUCAAUUUUUAAAUUUUCCCUUCGAGAUGAAAAUCGUGAAUAUCAUCGAGGAUAGAAAACGAAGGAAACAGUGUCGGUAACGAGUCUCCGCGAGGAUCCACACUGUAAAUUCACAUCUUCGACCGUAACAGCUUGAAACUACGUUUCUUUGCAAUAUUCGUAUGAAGAUCUACUAUUGAAUAAGUACUUGAGUCUAGUCCAUAUAUAAAGCGAAUUAAUGAUAUAUCUACUUAUGCCUAGGUUGUAAUAAUAUUCUCACGACGCAACCCUUUGCCGACAAUCUUGCUUGGUAAACGAAUUACCUCUCCACUGUACACAUGUAUCUAUACAUUAAACCCGCGUUAACAAUCCUGAACGAUCAUUCGUCGAUCCUCGAAUCGAGAUAAACGAUUUACACCGUGUCCAUCUUUAUCCGAAUCUGUCUGUCGAUGAUAUCUCGACGAACUUGCGAAUAUUUAGAGUAUUUAGAGUAUACGUUCUAUUUUAUCGAGUAGGAGGUGCGAUCAGAAAUUCUGCUUUUCUGGUAUUUUUUUCAAUUUCAAAAAAAAAAAAAAAAAGAAAAAAAAACACAACAGUCGAUUUAAAAUUUAUGCGAUUCGAGGAUUGACGCCUGGCCUUCGACCCCUUCUUAUUUGGAUAGAGUAGUGAGAAUAUUCUGACAAUUUAAGCGCACAUGUAUAUUUACUGUAUAUUUAAAGUAAGAUAUCUUCUAACAAGCAUAGAUAAGAUUUAGUCGAUAUAUAUAUAUAUAAACGAUUCUCCCCCAUAGUUAUCCACAUAGAUCAAAAUACGUACCUUAUUUUAUAGCGACCGGUAUCUGCAGACAACAUGCAAUUCAAUCGUCGUUCUAUCGGGUUUGAUCGUACAAAAUGUGGAAAUUUUUAUCGUUCCCUUAUUAUUAUAUUUCAGAUCGAAUGCGAAAGAACGUUCGAUCGCGAUCAAUAAGUAUCACCUGUGUGCCUGUUUCGAUCGAGAGGACUAUCACAGAUCAGUAUGAGACCAAUAUUUGUUGAUUUCUUACGAUGUAAAAAGGAAAAAAGAAAAAAAAAAAAUUAAGAAAAUACUAUAGCACAUAUCGAGAAGAGAAUUAAAAUAAAUAUAAAUAUAAAUAUAUAUAUAUAUACAUAUAUA
Molecule: messenger RNA, 24159 nt
Organism: Apis cerana (Asiatic honeybee)
Lineage: Eukaryota; Metazoa; Arthropoda; Insecta; Hymenoptera; Apidae
Gene: ss
Product: aryl hydrocarbon receptor spineless
Biological process (GO): regulation of transcription by RNA polymerase II; response to xenobiotic stimulus; xenobiotic metabolic process
Cellular component (GO): nucleus; aryl hydrocarbon receptor complex
Molecular function (GO): nuclear receptor activity; protein dimerization activity; transcription cis-regulatory region binding
Source: RefSeq, a predicted model, not a curated record